Messenger RNA from Linum tenue, 214 nucleotides. NCBI's taxonomy places the organism in Eukaryota, Viridiplantae, Streptophyta, Magnoliopsida, Malpighiales, Linaceae. The record is from the annotation of a GenBank genome assembly.
UCACAUGUUUCUUGAUAUCAGUCUGUGGAGUGAUAUAGCUCGGAAUCUCAAUGGUCAGGAACUGGCUGUCCUUGGUCGUUCUGGGCCAGUCAUGCUUGCUGUUUGCUCACUGCGAGUCACUGGCGCUACGAAAGGAGGUUACUCUCUGACCAGUACUCCAGGCACACGUUGUGUUCUCAACCCUGUUUCUGAAAUGGCUCACCUGGUCCAAUCU